This is a messenger RNA of Oreochromis niloticus (Nile tilapia), 2159 nucleotides long. RefSeq lists its product as uncharacterized. Bases 403 to 819 code for a protein of 138 amino acids. The record is from RefSeq and is a predicted model, not a curated record. The transcript is spliced from 5 exons. NCBI's taxonomy places the organism in Eukaryota, Metazoa, Chordata, Actinopteri, Cichliformes, Cichlidae.
AGGGCAUCUGUGAUUUUAUAAAAACUGUUUUAUUGAUUUAAGUAUUUAUCUCUUAAGCCGUUUGUCAGGUGCAAAGAAGGUGUUUACCUGACUGAAAAUCAUGACCCAAUAUUGUGUACACAUCCAUAAGUGCCUUUCUUGCUAGCUGCACAUGCGCAUUAUCGCCUUUGAUGUCUUGGCACUUAACCUAGCCUAGCUUUUGGGGUCACAAGCAGACAACUCAGGGCCCCAGUGGUGGCAUGGGUCCCGGCCAGCGUCGAAUAAAAACGGUAUAUUUGUUUGCAGUUUUGUAUUCCUAAGUAAUUAGUGUCAUAAUUAAAUUUUCUGAAUAACUCAGUUUGGUGACUGAGCUUGAUUCCCAAAACUAAUGGAGCCUCUCUGACGCCACUCCACCCCUUACAAAUGAAGCCCGUUAAUGGUUUAGCCCACCCAUUAACGAAAGGAAAGAAGGAGAGAAGGAAGAAAACUGAGGAAAAGAAAAAGAUCCAAGAAGCCACCACUAAAACAGUGAAGUCGUACUGGGCAGCAGCCAGGUGUGAACGAGGCGAACUCGUUCCACAGAAGGAUGUUUGUUGCCUUUGGCUCUGCGUGUUUCUCCUGUUUGUUCAAUGGCAUCUCAUUUCAAAGUGUCACACGCACACACACUUUACUGGUCCAACACCUGGGAAGGAUGAACAGCUCCCCCACCAGACUUUAGUCUCAGUGGAGAGUCCUUGCCAUCAGCUCUUCCUUUGGCUUAAUAUGACGCACGUAGCCACUCCGUACACCCAAAGCAAGAUCCACAUCAAGGUGAUGACUGACUUCAAACCGGAAGAAUAACAGACGGCUGGACACUUGAUCAGAGUUUUUUAAACUAUGGAAACUGUACUGGUUAACAUCCUGCACAUGAAUCCUGAUCAACUGAUAAAAAUGGUCUCUGACAAACAGUACUCCCUCUGAAUCCAAAGACCCCAGUGGUCCCACAAUAGUUUGAUGACUGUGAAAAUAACACAAAGCCUUUGUACUGGUUCUCCACCCAGCUGAACCAACAAGAGAUAUAUCUACAGCAUUAUUAACUGUAACUCGAUUUGGCCUGGUGAGACUUGCUGUAUUUCAAACUGCCCCAAAUCUCUCUUCUCCAUACUGUUUUUUUCAUCUAGUUUAUUUAAUAAUCCGUUUCAAUAUUUAAUAAGCAGAUCCACUUUACUGUGUUCUACUGCAAUUCAUUGUAAUCUGGUGUGGCUAACUCAAAUUCUGUCAAACAAGGCCGACAUUAUGUUAUUUAUACUCCAUUCAGGCCUGUGCUGCUAAUAUACCACCAGUCUUUUUUCAUGUUUACCCAUAAACAGAAAGAGGCAGUUAUAUAAGUUGGAUUUACUUGUUUCUGAAAAAGCUCGGUACCCUUGUAAGUACAGUCAUUCAUGACUCAGUGACAAAUGAUGCUCUUGCAGGCCUCUACUGGCGUCUGAGAGGGAGGCUGGGUUGUCGGAAGCAGUGGGUGGACAGGGCAGGCAAGCGCGAGGAAACGAAGCAAGCGGUGGGAGGCGCACAAUGGCGUAUCAUUCACCGACGGACACCCACACAGACACACACUCAUGGAAACACGUAUAAAAUGUAUUUAUGUAACAGGCUUCCUGCCUAGAGCAAAGUACACGAGUAGAUCCUCUUCCAAAAUAAAAAUAGACACAUCUUUUGAAACAGAUGCCUCUUAAAGACGUGACGUAAAACAUUUCCGUCGCCAUACUUCUUAUUAUAUGUUACAUCGCGUCACGAUGCCAAAUGCAUUGUGCAUAACGCUUGGCAUGUAUUUAAAGUAAUUCACCUGUCGCUGAAGACGUCUCCUGAAAGAUGCAGUUUGCAGUGGGUGCAGGGAUUGAGAGCACUUCCUCUGCCUGCAAAAUCCCCCCUGAAUGUAUUUCAGCCACUUUGUGUUGGCUUUGUUUAGGACAAUUACACAGUUGUUUGUCUCCAUAGAACUUUCAGUUUUCAAUUUUAACCCUUUCAAUAGAGCAAGCCAGCUUCCAAAUUAAUUGCGUGAUCAUAUUAAAAGAUUCUGAAAUAAUAACAAGCUUGCAGUGCUUCCCAUUUCUCUUCCCUGUACAACAUACAGAGAAGAGAACUGAAAGCAGUCAAAGACCAACUAUAGAGCAUGCUAUAUAUACCAUAACAGUAUAGCUCAA